This is a messenger RNA of Lactuca saligna, 636 nucleotides long. The record is from the annotation of a GenBank genome assembly. Lineage: Eukaryota; Viridiplantae; Streptophyta; Magnoliopsida; Asterales; Asteraceae.
AUGGAUCAACCUAUCACUUUUUUGUUUCCUUCUCAAUUCACUGAAGGACCCACAUUCAUUCCUGAUGAUAAAAUAGAAGAUGAUGAUGUUAUCGUUUCUUUCGUUGACAUACAAUUUGAUCCCGAGGAGGAGAACAUUCCAGAUCACGUGCUUAUGUCUAGUAAGCAGUUCAAGUUACUCAAUCGAAAGAUCAAUUCUUUGUUACAGCUUCAAGCCGAUGCUGGUAAUCGAAAUAGUGUAUUUGGGAUUGAGGUUGAUGUCAUGCUCAAAGCUCAACAACUUCGUUUGAAAGCCUUGAUGGAACAGAUUGAUACGAAAACUAAAAAAUGUUUGAAGCAUCAGUCUGAUUCUUUUGUUCAUCUGGAGAAUGUAAGUUUGAAAAUUGAAGAACUUCGUUCUGAAAUGACGAAGGAGGUUGUCAAGCUUGAUAACAAUUACUCACAUCUUAACAAUGAGGUAGAUAUUGUUGCUACCAUUGUUACGAAAGUUUUUGAAUUUCAUAAUUCUCUUCCCACCAAGAUUGAUACAAAAUCGGAGUUUGAUUCUAAAAGAUUUGCCAAAUUGGAAAAGUUAUUGGGAAGUUUGAAAGAGUUACUUUUGAAGCUUGGUUCUUCUCCACAGUCUUUGAGUUCUUAA